Ostrinia nubilalis (European corn borer) is the source of this 5194-nucleotide messenger RNA. It is a transcript of the gene grh, whose product is annotated as protein grainyhead. The record is from RefSeq and is a predicted model, not a curated record. Gene Ontology annotation, molecular function: RNA polymerase II cis-regulatory region sequence-specific DNA binding; DNA-binding transcription activator activity, RNA polymerase II-specific. The transcript has 13 exons. Gene Ontology annotation, biological process: regulation of transcription by RNA polymerase II. NCBI's taxonomy places the organism in Eukaryota, Metazoa, Arthropoda, Insecta, Lepidoptera, Crambidae. Gene Ontology annotation, cellular component: nucleus. The coding region runs from base 2 to 2230 and encodes 742 amino acids.
CAUGACGCCCGUGCAGCCCGCGCACGACUACUACCCGCCCCACAAGGUCGAGAUCGACUCCGACGACGGGUACCCCCCCGAGGCCCACUCCUACCGACACUCGCCCCACGAACUCGCCGCCUACGCCCCCGACAACAAAGUCCCCGUCCAGCCGGACGUCUACGACCAGGGCAUGGAGUCCAUAGACGAGAAGACGCCCAUCGAUCUCAUAUACGAAGACGACAAGCAGACCGUGAUCUACACCACGACGCCGGACCAGAAGCGCGUCGAGAUGAUAAGCGGCCAGCUGGACGACGGCCAGCUCGUGAGCGGCGGCGGGCAGCUGGUGGACGGCGGCGUGUCCGUGGUGGUGGGGCCGCCCGGGCAGGGCCAGACGGUGCUGGUCAUCGCCGACCACGUGGUGGACGAGCUCGGGCAGGUCAUCGCGAUACCCAGAAGACGCAAGGAGGUGAUGGAAGUCGGCGGGGAGCAGUGGCGGGCGUACUACAGCGGGGCGGAGCACCCGCUCAGCGCGGCCACGUCGGCGGUGCUGGACGUGUCCGACGAGCCGGGGCAGCCGCUCGAGUACUACCGCCUGCCGCCGAUCGCGCAGGACUCGCACCUCAAUCUGCACAAGGAUGCCAAGCUGGUGGAUGUGUGGCAGGCCGGCGGAACGCUGAAGGCGGCCAAUGGCGCGCACGGGGCGGAGCUGAGCGAGCUGUCGGGGCUGCUGCACGCGGGGCUCGUGAAGCGCGAGCCCGAGGACCUCAGCCGCAAGGUGGCCGAGGAGCCCGAGCCGCACGCGCUCAAGCCGCAGCGACACAAGUCGUUCGACUACACGGUAAUAUGCCAGCAGCCCGUGGGAGAGGACGGGCGGGGCACGCCCUCGGCGCACCACUCGCCCGCCCAGCCGCCCAGGACCAGGCCCUGGCACGACUUCGGCAGGCAGAACGACGCUGACAAGAUACAGAUUGCUAAACUGUUUUCCUCGUACGGGUUCAAGUACCACCUGGAGACGGCUAGCAGCAGCUCGCAGCGCCGGGAGGACGACCGCAUCACGUACAUCAACAAAGGCCAGUUCUACGGCAUCACCUUGGAAUACAUACACGACCCGGACAAACCCCUCAAGAAUCAAACAGUAAAGAGUGUUGUUAUGCUUAUGUUCCGAGAAGAAAAAUCUCCAGAGGACGAAAUCAAAGCGUGGCAAUUUUGGCAUGGCAGACAACAUUCAGUCAAACAGAGGAUACUAGAUGCCGACACGAAGAACAGCAUCGGGCUGGCCGGCUGCAUCGAGGAGGUGGCGCACAACGCCAUCGCCGUCUACUGGAACCCGCUCGAGAGCGCAGCCAAGAUCAAUAUCGCCGUGCAAUGCCUGAGUACGGAUUUCAGCAGCCAAAAGGGUGUAAAGGGUUUACCGCUGCAUAUACAAAUUGACACCUUUGAGGAUCCACGAGACACUCAAGUUUACCACCGAGGAUACUGUCAAAUCAAAGUGUUUUGUGAUAAGGGUGCCGAAAGAAAGACCAGAGACGAAGAGAGAAGAGCAGCGAAGCGGAAAAUGUCAGCCACGAAUAGAAAGAAGUUGGAUGAGAUAUAUCAUCCAGUGACAGAGAGAAGCGAGUUCUACUCAAUGGCGGACUUGUCGAAACCUCCAGUACUGUUCAGUCCAGCGGAAGACAUAGACAAGUUAGCCGGGAUGGACAUACAAGGUUUCUACGGGCACGACGAGGCCGCAUUAGCUGAAGCACACCUGAAAGGCGCCUCACCCUUCUUACUACACGCAGCGAAACCGCAAGCACCAGCGUUAAAAUUCCACAACCACUUCCCACCAGACGCGCCAGCGUACCGUCCAGACGUGGGCGGUUUGUCCCCUUACAGCGACCGCAAGGACUCGCUGGAGCUGGAGGGCGUGCUCGGCAAGCGCGCGCGCACGAGCACGCCGCCGCUGAGCGAGCGCGUCAUGCUGUACGUGCGCCAGGACACCGACGAGGUGUACACGCCGCUGCACGUCGCGCCGCCCACCACGCAGGGCCUGCUGCACGCUAUUGAGAAUAAGUACAAAAUUUCAAGUUCGGCAAUUAAUAAUCUUUAUCGAAAGAACAAGAAAGGGAUUACGGCCAAAAUUGAUGAUGAAAUGUUGGCGUACUACUGCAAUGAGGAUCUUUUCCUACUUGAGGUGCGACCGGCGGGCGUGAACGAGGACGAACCGCUCUACGACAUCACGUUCGUGGAGCUGUCGGUGGACCACUAGCGCUGCGCAGGCGCACGCCACGAGAGCACACCACACCGCGCUUAGGGACCGUACAGCCGCUCCAGGCAUCACCAGAGCCUGUGCUGUACGAGUCUCUGUCGCACGAAAUCAAGGGCAAAAAGAUUUUCGAGUGGCGCUCAGAAACUCAUCUUCUAUGCGUGUACACCCUCGUGAGUGCCACCUACUCGGCGUGUUCUAAAACAAGCUGCUGCUUUCUAGGUGUUCUGUGUUACUCGCUGCGCUCCUACUUUGUGUUAGACUAUCGACAUGUGGCGUUUUAUUUAACACUUUUGGACAGUCGUUUAAACAUUCCCUUUAUACACUCAUUAAAAUAUAUGUAUAUUAAUUUAUAAACGAGAUAAAAUAUCGUCUCUUAUUAUUAUGUCGAUCUCAGAUUGAAAUUACUUUUAAGCGAUUCAUCAUAUAACAUUGUUUGGAUGAAACUGUAAGUACGUCACAAAUUCGUUGGUCGCUAGAUAAACGACGUUAAAGAUCAUUGUUGUAUAUAUCUAAUUAAGUGCCUUAUGAAAUUACAGAGUGUAGGUGAUGCAACGACCUGUAUUAUGAUGGCAAUGUUAUUCCAUGUUCGGUAAUGAGAGUACCGCUUGUGUCUUAUGUAAAUGAAUAAUGUUGCUGAAUAUAAACGCGUGUGCCAUUCACUCGGUUAUCAUACUAGUUGUAUGUAGUUAUCGUUUCAACAGGUACCUUUUAAUCUUGCCAUGAUGAUAAAGUAAGAAAUUCUUGUCACAAAACUUAUUCUGUAGAUGUAUUAUGUCUACAAGCUAAAUCAUAAAGUGCCUUCAUCAUUAUAAUGUUAUAUCUAUUUUAAGUGAGUUAAGUCAAUUUACAUGCCAUCCACUUUGUUAAGUUUUAUAUACGUAAGUUUGGUCUAAGCUCGCUCAAUUCAUUCAUGUAGAUGUAGGUUACGGCGUCCAUUGCUUCCGGCUGUCUCCGCGCCUCGUGUUGUUCCUCCGAACUUCGCCCUGAAUCACCUUCAAACCCGGUAUUGACAAUACAUAAAUUACGUUUUAGAACCACCAAAUGGAAGCAACGGACGAAAAAUUACAAUUUCAAAUGAGACAGAGUCGCAAUUUUGCAUAAUGUAUGAUAAAUAAUAGUCAUUUAAACGUAGUCACAAAAGUCGUCCAUUGGAACAACAUUAACAUUAUCAUCGAUGGGAGUGGUUUGUGUAUACCUAAUUUUAAGAUUUAAUAGAUUAUACAUUUUGUUAUUAUAAUUAAAUUUCGAUACGUUAGUUAUCGGGCCAUGACAACGAUUUAUUUUAUGAAAGUAUUUGUGUCCAAGACUUAUUUAUAUUUUAAGGUUUCAUUUUAAAAGUACAUUUUUAUGAUAUUAGUAUUCCAUUUUCAAGUAAAACAACCUGAUGUUGCAUACAAUUGUAAGAAAUUACUAUUCAUUACACCGUUGUUACUGAGUCGUAAUUAUUACCAAUUCUCUGGAAAAGUUCGGAAAACCUCCACGAACUAAGUUACUUAAUAUGUUUUUCUGCUGAUUAUUCUACCUGUUUCUUACCUAUACAUUUUGUUACAUUUGAGAUAGUUAUAUUAUAGUUUCUGUUUUGAUUGGUUACGUUUUCCUGUGCAAUUAUAUGCAACGCGGAAUGGUAAGCUUACUCUCCACCGAUUUACCUAUCAUCUAAAUUCUGAACAAGUUUCUGUCACUUGGAAUGUAGUCGUAGAUGUGAAGUCGCCCAUGAUAAUGUAAUGCUACGGUAAGAUGUGCCUAGUGCGGACGGUUCGAUUAACUGCCAUAUUAUGACAUAAUUUAGAUUACUUAUUGAUGUUAGACGUAGUUGUAACUGUAGUUUGUUUUACUGUGUCCCAUGACUUGCAGGUAGACAUCGAAUUUUAAUUAAGGUAAUGUUAUUGAUAUAUUACAUAUAUUUUUUGGAAAUGUAUUGUUUUUUGUUUCGUUCUUAUAACUAAGCUGCAAAUUGUGACUGUUCCGGAUAGAGACAGUCUAAUAUUUCUUCCAUUCGGCUUACACUCGUUAAUGUCUCGCCACUAUUUAUAAGUAAUUCACAUAUUGUAUUUUAUAAACUAAGAAAAUUACGUAUUUGCUCAAAGUUCACACGUGUGUGCAGUGCGAACCGUAACUCUUAUCACAACGAUAUUUAUUUAUGUACCUACGUAUUUUAAUACUUAUAUUAUAAAUUUUGCAGCUUUAAUUUUUACUUAAAAUGAUGUUAGAUCGUGAUUCUGAAUCUCGUCAUAAGUCACAAAUGUCAGUAGCAAUAAAAGUGAAGCAGUUAGUAGCUAGAUAAUGGCCGCGGUUACGCGUGCUCGGCCCGCUCGUCUAGUGCAAUGUUAAAGAAUUUAUAAUUGAGAUUAUGUUUUGAUGUGUCUAAGAUGCCUUAGCGUAACUACAGUGUAUUAUUCAAGAAUCGAAAACACACUAUUAAGGAACAGAUUUCAUUUUAUAAUCAUACGACAUUUCAAUAGAUUAAUUUUAUUGCCAUUUAAAUUGUAAUCGAUUUUAAUUUUAAACAAAACUGGAGGUUUUUAAUUGUUUAAUUUGAUCAUUUCGAAAUGAAUUAUAAUUUUACUACAGAUAAAAUGUUAAUGGUGGCACGAAUUAAUUUUUUGUAUGUCGCCUUACCAAUAAAUGUUUGACAUUGAGCAAAUCUACAUUUAAAAUUCAUAGUCUUGAUACGAACAAAGCAAAUACAUAAUUUGCUAAUAGUUUUGAAAGUUACGCUACGGGACUGGCGGGAUAGGGCGGCGGUGCGCGGGCGCCGGCCGCGGCAUUAGUCACACUAGUUAACACAUGCAGAAAGUGGUAGCACUUUACGUUUUUAGAAUCAUCAGUACUAAUUUUAAAUUGAAUAGAUGUUACGUUAUUCUUUUAUAUGAAUAUUUGUAAGUUGUCAUAAAAUAUUAUUAAUAUAAUUAUUUUUAUCAAAGUUUAUAAUCUAAAUAAAAAUGUUUUUCUUCAAAACGUCAA